Molecule: messenger RNA, 1422 nt
Organism: Austrofundulus limnaeus
Lineage: Eukaryota; Metazoa; Chordata; Actinopteri; Cyprinodontiformes; Rivulidae
Product: transcription factor IIIA
Exons: 1
Coding region: 78-1160 (360 amino acids)
Cellular component (GO): nucleus
Source: RefSeq, a predicted model, not a curated record
AAUAACGCAACUUCCGGGUUACGUCGGAAGCGACGUCACUUCAACGCGGUUUUGGGAAAGUACCGGCGUUUGCCAAAAUGGAUGUCAAGAAAGAGCCACACAAACGCUACUUCUGCUCGUUUCCCGGCUGCUCGGUCGCUUAUAACAAACAGUGGAAGCUGGACGCUCACUUGUGCAAACACACCGGGGUGAAGCCGUUCUCCUGUGAGCGCGAGGGCUGCGGUAAGUCCUUCUGCUCCGAGUAUCACCUGGCGCGGCACGAGCUCAGCCACACCGGGGCGAAGCCUUUCCUCUGCACCGUAGAAGGCUGCUCGGAGGCCUUCACCACCAACUCUAACCUGAACAGACACGUCAGCCGCAUUCACAGCCGGGACCACAAGAAGUACGUCUGCAAACACGACGGCUGCGGGCUCGAGUUCAGGAAGCACAAGCAGCUGAACUCCCACGUGUGCGAGCAGCACGCUCAGCAGCCUCCGUACCAGUGUUCCUUCGAAGGCUGCCAGAUGCGAUUCGCCUUCCCCAGUAACCUGAAGAGACACGAGAAGGUGCACAAGGGAUACCCCUGCCAGGAGGAGGACUGCACCUUCACGGGGAGGACCUGGACGGAGCUGCUGAAGCACAGGAAGGAGCACCACAGGCGCGUUGUCAAGUGCGAUCAGUGCAACAAGGAGUUCAGGGACUCCUGGUUCCUGGAGCAGCACCGGCACGUCCACUCCGAGAUGAGAGUGGUCUUCAAGUGUCCCAGAGACGGCUGCGACAGGUCGUACACCACGCUCUUCAACCUGCAGAGCCACAUCGGCUCCUUCCACGAGAACGUGCGCCAGUUCGUCUGCGCCCACGAAGGCUGCGGGAAGACGUUCGCCAUGAAACAGAGCCUCCAGAGACACACCGUCAUCCAUGACCCCGAGAGAAAGAAGCAGAGGAGGCCUAACCGUAAAAGAUCCCUGGCUUCUAGGUUGAGUGGCUAUAGUGACACGAAGAGAGUGGUCUGCAAGAAGAACCAGAAGUCUGAUUGUCAGCCAGAGUUCUCAAAGGAGAAAACAGUCCAGUCGGAUUCUGUGGAGUUGGUGUCCCUCCUGCAGGACACGUCUUUGUUGUGCAGUCCUGCUGUGGACACACACGAACUCACUAAAGCUCUGACUGCACCUUUAACGGUGUAGUUACAUAGAUGAAGUAUUGCCAUUAUUGCGAGGGCAAAAUGUCGUUAAGAUCGUGUGCUCAGUGUCAUUUUUUCUGGAAGUUUUUGUUUGUUUUGGUUUCUGUUUACAAUUGUAACAUUUAUUUCUGUACGGGGGAAAUGUUUGUUUUCAUUAGCCAAAAAUUCCAGUUUUGUUUUAUUUUCUCUAUUUGCUUUAAGCUGUUAUUGAAGAAGGGAUUUGGUCUCAUUUCACUGGAGAUAAAAUGAAGGGCAUGUUCAUAUAU